Messenger RNA from Cuscuta epithymum, 2632 nucleotides. NCBI's taxonomy places the organism in Eukaryota, Viridiplantae, Streptophyta, Magnoliopsida, Solanales, Convolvulaceae. The record is from the annotation of a GenBank genome assembly.
GCCACCUCCGGCUGCAACCACCGCUUCAUCGCCACUCCUCCGCGGUGUUCCGCCAUUCUCAACUAAGUUCCAAAGCCGAGCAUAAGUAUAACGGACGGAUAAAGCUUUUUUUUCGGAUUUUGUUUGGAAGGUUCAAAAAGUUUUUAACCUUUGCUUUAUGUAAGAUGUGAUCACUGAUCCCUAGAAGAUUAACAAAAAGUGAUGACGAGAUUUAGUUUUUAUUGUUUAGAAUUUCUUUUGGUUAUCCUUUUGGUCCAAACGGACCGCGGAGAUUCGCUCUCUGCUGACGGACUGUCUCUGCUGUCUCUGAAGUCCGCCGUGGACGAAGGCGGCGGCGCGGCGUUUGCUGACUGGGACGGGAACGACGCUACGCCGUGCAGGUGGACUGGCAUAUCCUGCAUGAAUGUCUCCGGCUCCUCGGAGCCUCGCGUAGUUGGGAUUUCUGUCGCCGGGAGAAAUCUCCGGGGUUAUAUUCCGUCCGAGCUAGGGAGUCUAUUCUACCUUCGGAGAUUUAAUCUUUACGGUAACAAUUUUUACGGUUCUAUACCGGAGCCGCUGUUCAAUGCAUCUUCACUUCACAGCAUUUUUCUCUACAAUAACAACAUUUCCGGUCCUCUCCCGGCUUCUAUAUGCAAUCUGCCCCGGCUCCAGAAUCUCGACUUAUCUAACAACUCGAUUUCAGGAGCGCUCUCUAUAGACCUCAGGAAUUGCCGACAGCUGCAGCGGAUAAUUCUGAGGAAGAACAAACUCUCCGGCGAAAUUCCAGUUGGUAUAUUCGCCGAUUUAGCCAAUUUGGAACAGCUUGAUCUUUCAUCCAACUCAUUCAACGGGGCAAUUCCGGAGGAUAUUGGUGAACUAAAAUCUCUUUCAGGAACUUUAAAUCUAUCUUUCAAUCAUUUUACUGGAAAUAUCCCCAAAUCCUUGGGCAAUUUACCACUCACUGUUAGCUUUGAUCUUAGGAACAACAGUUUAACCGGAGAAAUCCCACAAAUUGGUUCUAUUUCAAAUCAAGGUCCAAAUGCAUUUUUGAAUAACCCAAAGUUAUGUGGAUUCCCUCUACAAAAGCCUUGUAAAAAUGGCUCGGUAAGUCCAUCUGGAAGCCACAGAGCAUCACAGGAAAACCCAAGACCUAAUCCAAAAAAAGGGCUUAGAACGCGAUCCAUCGUACUCAUAUGUUUGGCUAAUGCUGGUACAGUAGCAUUCAUAGGACUACUUAUUGUUUAUCUGUAUUGGAAAAAGAAAGACACUGGUGGUUGUAGUUGCACUUGUAAAGCAAAAUUUGGAGGAAAUGGGAAGAGAAACUUAUGUGUGUUCCCUUGUGUUGGUAGCUUCUCUGAUAAUGGCUCAGAAGUUGACUCUGAAAAGGAUCAUUCUGCUGGUGGUUCUAAUGGAGAUCUGGUGGCCAUUGAUAAAGGGUUUAAUUUUGAGCUCGAUGAACUGUUGAGAGCUUCAGCUUAUGUUUUGGGAAAGAGUGGACUGGGGAUUGUGUACAAAGUUGUGCUGGGAAAUGGUGUGCCUGUGGCAGUUAGGAGGUUAGGUGAAGGUGGUGAGCAAAGGUAUAAGGAGUUCAUUGGAGAGAUUCAAGCCAUUGGGAGAGUUAAACAUCCUAAUAUUGUGAAGUUGAGAGCUUAUUACUGGGCCCCUGAUGAGAAGCUUCUCAUUAGCGAUUUCAUUUCCAAUGGCAACUUGGCUUCUGCACUUUAUGGGCGGAAUGGUCAGCCAUCACCAAAUCUAACCUGGUCUACAAGGCUGAGAAUUGCAAAAGGAACAGCUAAGGGUUUAGCUUAUCUCCACGAAUGCAAUCCAAGAAAAUUCGUUCAUGCAGCCAUAAAACCGUCCAACAUCCUCCUAGACAAUGACUUCCAACCUUAUAUUUCGGAUUUCGGCCUCAACCGCCUGAUCAGCAUCACAGGCAACAACCCUUCAUCUUCUGGCGGCUUCAUGGGAGGAGCCCUUCCUUACAUGAAGUCGGCCCAACUGGAUCGGCCCAACAGCUAUCAAGCACCAGAAGCUCGAGUCUCUGCCGAGAAGCCUACACACAAGUGGGACGUUUACUCAUUUGGGGUGGUCAUGCUUGAAUUGCUCACCGGAAAGCCGCCAGAGCUCUCGCCUUCAACCACUUCCACCUCCGCUGGGAUUCCAAACCUGGUGAGGUGGGUAAGGAGAGGGUUUGAAGAACAGAAUCCUCUGUCAGAUUUGGUUGAUCCUAUGCUGCUACAAGAAGUACAGGCCAAGAAGGACAUAGUAGCAGUAUUUCAAGUGGCACUUGCAUGCACUGAGGAAGAUCCGGAAGUUCGGCCAAGGAUGAAAACGGUGUCGGAAAACCUUGAAAAGAUAGGUGCGUGAGCUUAUGAGAGAUUGAGAGUGUUCCUGUUAUUUCUAUGAAAUACAUACGGAGUAAUUCUUUUUCAAAGUAUAUAUAUACGGAUGUCGGAUUAUAUAUUUCAGUCAUUUCUUUUUCCAAAGAUAGGUUCUUUUUGCAGUAGGGUUUUUGUACAACCAAACAAAGUUCUAUUUUACUAGCUAGUGUUGUCAUUCUUUAAUUUCGGCAGAUUUCUUUAAUGUUUAGUUUCAUUAACAUUUAACAGUAAGCAGAAAAAUAAUUUCAUUUUGCAACUAUUUAUAGUAAAAU